Molecule: messenger RNA, 2589 nt
Organism: Triplophysa dalaica
Lineage: Eukaryota; Metazoa; Chordata; Actinopteri; Cypriniformes; Nemacheilidae
Gene: gtf3ab
Product: general transcription factor IIIA, b
Exons: 9
Coding region: 1377-2423 (348 amino acids)
Cellular component (GO): nucleus
Source: RefSeq, a predicted model, not a curated record
GUGAAUAAAAAAUAACAAUUCCUUUUUUUCUUGAAAUAUUGCAGCGUUUAUUGUAAAUAGUUGAUCAAUGUGGGUCAUAAUCUUAAAUUCAAAUCUGAAAAUGCACUUCCGUCUUGUAAUGACUAUCCAUUUGAGCUGAUUUAUGUUAGACGGCCUGGGCGGAGCACCCGUUAACUCCUCCCCUUCAACUGUUAGUCUGCUGCCAGUUCCAUUUCAAAAUGCAACAGGUGUUUUUAUAUAUCCAAUCACAUCGCAGAUUAAAUACAAAAGCCACGCCCACUAUUUUUUCUCAUUAGGAAUUCCAUUUCACUUGUAUUUGAAAGUAUAAACGAUCGCAACUUCCGGUUCACGGGGACUUUAAGUAGCUAAAUCAUGCUGGAAUACGUCAUACUAAUUAGCAUAUUUAUGACGCAAUCACUGUCUAGUAUCAGCAUUUUAUUUCUGUUUUAUUUCCUUCCUCUUCCUCCCGGUGCUCGCAAAGCCCAAUAUCAGGGCACUUGUUUACAUAUUUUAUGUUCUUAUUGUCAGACAACUAAACUAGUAGGAAAUACUGGCUGAACGCAACCCAUUUAAACUACUUAAAUAAUUAACAACAUCAGAGUUGUGCUAAUCACUAUAACUAAAAGCAAUAAUUAAAAUUCACUAAAUGGUCCUGAAAAGUUUUUUUAUUAUAGUACAAAAGAGUACAAACAUAUAAAACUCAUAACAACUAAAAUAAAAUAAAAAUUACAUAAAUUAAACUUGGGGUAUCAUUUAAAAGUCAGGGGUAAAAAAAUAUUAAGCGCAUAAAUACAAAUCACAUAGUGUUCGCAAGUAUUUAUUGCUUUUUAUAUUGCUUAACGUUUGUCCAUAUUGUUUAAUUUCCCUCAGAAAAUGUUCAUGGCUUAGCUUUAUCCCAUUUUUUUCACACGAAUGUGAUAUUUACCAAGUAAAAUAAAAAGUUGUACCAGAAAAGAUAUUGUACUUCUAGAAUCAAUGGUAUCUUGUACAAAAGAAAGAUGAAUGGUACUGACAAGUCACUAAGUUGGCAACGCAGCAAGUGACGUCACAUAAAGUGCGUUCACGCGCAGGUAGGUCUAUUCAAAUGAGGGGUGCGUCUUGUCUACCUGUGACUGCACAAUUACCGUUUUUUAGCUAUUAAAACAAUAGAAUCAUUACUUAUCAGUUUCCAUCAAUCUGAAAGUUUAUCAUAAGCAACCCGCUACACGAUCAUUCUAACGCUGUCAUUCCUUUUCGAGACAAAUUGCACCGUAUGCAGUUCUUUUGGACCGGUUGGUAUGUUCCACUCACAAUAAAACGUAGCUCAAUGAAACUUUAGUUUUGUAGGGAGAAGACCAACCUACCACCAGCUGAGGAUUGUUGUUAAAGUAGCAAAAAUGGGCGAACGACUUCAGCACCCUGAUAAACAUUUCAUGUGUUCAUUCGCAAACUGCAAGUCGUCGUUUUCUAAGAUGUGGAAGUUGGAAGCGCAUUACUGCAAGCACACUGGACUGAAGCCAUUUGCAUGUGGAAACUGCGACAAGAGCUAUAACACCCGUUAUCUGCUCACCCGACAUCAGCUGAGCCACAGCGGCGAGAAGCCCUACCUCAGGGAACGUGCCCUUGAAUGCUGUAAAGGUAGACAUCUCACUGUCAUUUCUGCUGAUCACCUGUUUUUGAAAUCAAGGUGUUCGGUCAGUGGAUGUUCGGAUGCGUUUUCCACACCUGGAGCCCUGAAGAACCACGUUGCUCAUGUUCACCAGCACAACCAGCGGUUUUAUGUGUGUUGUGAUAAUGGUUUGCAGUGCAACUAUCAAAACUGUGGAAAGGCGUUCGGCAAGAAAAAGCAACUGAAGAUCCACACGUGCAAGCACACAAAGGAGUUUCCUUUUGAAUGUGACUUUAAGGACUGUGACAAGAAAUUUUCCACCUCUAAAGAUUUAAAACUGCAUGAGAAGGUGCAUAAAGGUUAUCCGUGUGCUGAGGAGUACUGCUAUUUCAAAGGAAAAACCUGGUCGGAGUAUCAAAAGCACAGAAAGGCAGUUCACAGGGAAACCCUUCCAUGUGAUCAAUGCAAGAGGAUUUUCCACCACGCUUGGUUUUUGCAGAAGCACAAACAGUGGGUUCACUCAGGUGAGCGGCGCAUGUUUAAAUGCACCAGAGAGGGUUGUCAGGAAACCUACACCACAAACUUCAACCUUCAGAACCACGUUCUGGCCUUCCAUGAGAAAAGGUGUGAUUUCAUUUGCCUUUAUGUAGGCUGCGGUAAAGCUUUUGCCAUGGAGGAAAGCCUGAGAAGGCAUUCUGUGGUCCAUAACCCCCAGAAGACAAAACUCCAGAAGCCAAAAACCAAGCAGCACAAGACUCGAUCAAAGUUUAAUACAUCAGAGGCUGCUAAAGUGUCUAAGGCUCUCCAAAACGUCUCGUUGAACAAGGCUAUAUGACCGAAGAGGCCAUGAGUCUUCAAAACUUUUUUUUGUUAUUUAAAUAAAGCUUCCCUGUUUUGUUCCGUUUAUAAACCUAGUACUUUCAGUUGAAGUCACUUUACUUGAAUAAAUGAUCACUGUGGCAACUCUUUUGUUUUGUGGUCAAUAAAGGUGGAGAAAUGAA